AUGUAUUUGUUUUUAAGUUUUCUUGAGGAUAUUAUUACUACACAGACACAAAGUCCAGUUAAUUCUCAGUCUUUUCGAUUCUUGAUGGAUAGCUCAAAACUUGAAUCAUUGGAUUUGGAAUUGCAAAAUCUCCUUUCCAAUUAUUCAUUCGAAGCAUUGCCAAUCUUAUCUCCAAAACUUUUUUCAUUAUUUCCAAAUAAAAUGAAUAAUGAUAGAAUAAAUAUGAAUGGAUUCCUCUCUCCCACAUUGCUGAGUUUUCAAAAUGAAGGGAUUUUAUCGUUACCAACAUUAUUUGGGUAUGCUUCGAGUAACGAGCAAGAACUUGUUGAACUUCUCGACAAAUUUAUUGAAUUAUCGGGGGUAUCCGGUGUUUUGGACAAAUUAAUUGUCGAGAUUGAAACAAAAGCUAAGAUGAUUGAAGAUGAACUAUAUCCGGCUUUGGUUAAAUUGGAACUUUUGGAAAGGCGCUGGAAGUCUAUACAAAACAACCUCACAGCUCUGCAGAAUAAAAUGCUUGAUACACAUGGUUAUACUUUUCUAGAUAAGAGACAGUUUGGAAAAUUAUUCAACAGAGGAAAAAUAAGGAAAUGGCCAAUAUUAGACGAGGAAUUGUUCGAGCAAGAAAUUCGUAGAAUGGGGGAAAUGGAAAGUAAGCAGUCUUUUUGGAAAUUAAAAAUAUUAAAAAAAGUUUUAGGCACUCGAAUAAAAAGAAAUUCUGAGAACUCAUCACGGGAAGAUACGUCGGAUCAAAUAAAUUCACUGAGACCGUUUACUUACACAAAUAUUUUGAGACAAGAUGCUGUUGUUGGUAUACUUUCCCCAAAGGCUUUUGCUACAACUUUGCUCAGUCCAAAAUUUAUGUUGUUGAAUGUUUUAAGUCCGGUAGCAUUUAUACCUAGUAUAAUGAGUCCAAAGGCAAUGGCACUUACUGUUUUGUCGCCGACCGCUUUUACUGCAAAUAUAUUAACACCAAAUACACUAUGGACAGAAAUACUUUCACCAAAAUUCUUUCACACAAAUAUACUUUCACCUAGAGCUCUUGCAUCUUUGGUGUUAUCGCCGAGAACAAUGCUUGGAGAGGUUCUUUCUCCAAAAUUUAUUGAGUUCCGAGUGUUAAACCCAACAACAUUCUAUGCUGGUGUUCUUACUCCAAACUUUCUACUUCCGCGAGUUCUUUCGCCAUCCAAUUUUGCUGUUACAGUGUUAAGCCCAAAUAUCCUAUCGCCAAGUAUUUUUAGCAAGGGGAACUUCACCGUUCAGGUUCUUUCUCCAAGCAUUAUGAGUGAUGAUAUUACAUUUGAUCAACUAUUUAGAGGAGAGUGGCAAAAAGCAACGAGCAGAAGAUAG
Messenger RNA from Meloidogyne enterolobii, 1347 nucleotides. NCBI's taxonomy places the organism in Eukaryota, Metazoa, Nematoda, Chromadorea, Rhabditida, Meloidogynidae. The record is from the annotation of a GenBank genome assembly.